AUGGUCCCAAACACCUCAUGGGCAAUCCCACACACCCAGGAAUACCUUGGCACCAACCCAGAGCAGCCAUUCAUCAGACCAACAUCUGUAGAUCCCUCAAGUACAUCUCAAGCAGCAAUAAGCAACCCCCUAAGCAAAGGAUAUCUAUCAGCUCAACCAGGAGAAACAAAUGAAGAAAAGGAGGCAAGAAUAUUGCACAACAUUGCAACCAUCAUGGGCAGAGCCUUAUCUGUCCCACUUCAGAGCACCUUCAGGGGACUAUCCCAAACUCCUGGCCCAGCCCAAGUGAAAUCAAAGAUCCCUGCUCCUGAGAGGUAUGAUGGCAAGAAGGGCCCUGCAGCCAAAUCUCCUGGAUUGCAAAACCUACUUCCUCAGCAAUGCUCCCUUCUUCUCUUCUGA
Rhizoctonia solani is the source of this 399-nucleotide messenger RNA. Its product is annotated as Retrotransposon-derived protein PEG10. The coding region runs from base 1 to 399 and encodes 132 amino acids. The record is from RefSeq and is a predicted model, not a curated record. The transcript has a single exon. NCBI's taxonomy places the organism in Eukaryota, Fungi, Basidiomycota, Agaricomycetes, Cantharellales, Ceratobasidiaceae.